AUGGCUUUUGCUGGUGCCACUGAGGAUACUUUUCAAUUAUUGAAAGAAAGGUUUGCCGAUUGUGCCCAAAUGGAAAUAUCAAUUAGUUUUCGGGUCCCGGAAGAAAUCGCGGCGAUGGCGAAUGAUUUCACUCGGAAAUUUAUGCCGCACAAACCAAAAUUAACUACUAAUCAAACCAAUGGUGGAAAAAAGCCGGUGAGAAUUUUGGAUGAGGAAAGAUUUGCAGAAAGUUUAACCGAAGAAGAAAUCCAUGAAUUUACUCGGCAAAUCGACCAACAGUUAACCGAAAAAGAUAUUGAAAAUACUGGCAAAACUAUUCUUUCUACUAUUCACAAAGCCAAAGGGUUAGAGUUUGAUUAUGUUUUUGUCAUUGCCGUGGAUGAUGGAAUAUUACCCAAUGAAACCAAAAGACAAGAAAAAGAAUGUUCGCGGUUUAUUAAGUGUUUAAACCCUAAUUUAAUUGAAUUGCGGCCGAGCAAUUUGCGAUUAGUGCCAACCAACUCGGAUCGAAACCACCAUACAACUUUGGUCGGCUCAGUAGCCGAAAUAAUUGGUGAAAAAGGCGAAGAAGAA
Molecule: messenger RNA, 573 nt
Organism: Scutellospora calospora
Lineage: Eukaryota; Fungi; Glomeromycota; Glomeromycetes; Diversisporales; Gigasporaceae
Source: the annotation of a GenBank genome assembly